CAGUUAAAGCUGUGGUCGAAUUGGGGAAAGUAACUGGGUGUGAGGUUGGUUUUGGUGGUGUGUGGUGUGAUGUAAGUUCGGGAGGGGUUGUUUUUUUUUUCUUCGCCACGAACCCUAGGCGCCCUAGGCCAUUGCUGAAUGGUCUAGGGGAAAAUACAGAUUGGUAUCUUCGAUACUAAGAAGUAAAUUCAAAUGCAAUGUUGAAAGUGUCACGCAGUAUUAUGUGAGUAUAGUGUGAAAGUGCUUAAAUCAUUAUUGGGCUCAGAAGAGAACUUCUGACAGAACUGCAGCACUGGCGACUGAACAGGCGGGCCCAUCGGGUUUUGGUGGUGUGCCUGUAAUUCCAGGCCAAAGGGCCCCUAAAAUGGGGGCGUUGGACAGUGGAGGAUCAGAUGGAAGAGAUAGACGGGGCGGGUCUCAGGGAGUGCAUAUGCCAGUACCUAGUCAAACCCGCGGAGGUUUACGAGUGUAUAAAAUCGUUGUACUGGGAGACGGUGGUGUGGGAAAGUCAGCUUUGACACUGCAGUUUGUGAAGCAUAGAUUUUUGGACUACCAUGACCCAACAAUAGAGGAUGCAUACCAGCAACAAGCAGUCAUAGAUGGUGAAGCAUCCCAGUUGGACAUAUUGGACACAGCUGGACAGGUGGAAUUCACUGCCAUGAGAGACCAAUACAUGCGAUGUGGAGAAGGUUUCAUGAUUUGCUAUUCUGUCACUGACAGACAUAGUUUCCAAGAAGCUGUAGAGUAUUGUAAAUUAAUCACAAGAUUCCGAGCUUCUGAAGACAUACCUUUAGUCCUCGUUGGAAACAAAUUUGAUCUUCAGACACAAAGAAAGGUGUCUCCAGAUGAAGGACGUGCAUUGGCAUCACAGUUCGGCUGCCCAUUCUACGAGACAUCAGCAGCACUGAGACACUAUGUGGAUGAUGCCUUUCACACUCUUGUACGUGAGAUCCGUCUAAAGGAACGUGAACGUCACCACACCAACAACAAACUUCACAAACACAGUCGAUGGCGCAGACUGCGUUCCAUAUUCACAAUUGUCUUUAAACGCCGGCGUAAUUACUCACCCUGAAUGUCCAUAAUAUAUA
Messenger RNA from Cryptotermes secundus, 1088 nucleotides. RefSeq names its product GTP-binding protein Rit2 (gene Ric). Gene Ontology annotation, molecular function: calmodulin binding; GTP binding; GTPase activity. The record is from RefSeq and is a predicted model, not a curated record. Gene Ontology annotation, cellular component: plasma membrane. The transcript has 5 exons. Gene Ontology annotation, biological process: Ras protein signal transduction. The coding region runs from base 365 to 1072 and encodes 235 amino acids. NCBI's taxonomy places the organism in Eukaryota, Metazoa, Arthropoda, Insecta, Blattodea, Kalotermitidae.